CAUCGCAAUGAAUCCGAAUCGACAAUAGCAGCCGUGCGGCUCCUCUUCAUCCCGGUCCUUGCUGGAGAAAAGUCGACAUCUCGCCGUCCUGGGAAGAGUUGGAGGGACUUUUCAUUAGAGGGCAAAGGAGGCCGCCGCCGCCGCCCAGGAGGAAGACAUGAGCUUGGUGGACGUGAGGAGGGCGGCCGGGUCCCUGACCCUGCCCCUGUCCGGCAACGACUCGGGCGACCCGGAGUCGCAGCAGCGCGGCAGGACCCUGUCGCCGGACCUGAGGCAGGACUUCAACAUGAUGGAGGAGAAGAAGAGGGUCACCCAGAUCCUGCAGAGUCCGGUGUUCAAAGAUGAGCUGGAGGGCCUGAUUCAGGACCAGAUGACGAAGGGCAACAACCCCUCGGGUCUCCUGGCCCUCAGGCAGAUCGCCGACUUGGUCAUGGCCAGCAGCGUGGGAGGAGCAGGCCCUUUGACUUCGCCCAUCAGCUUCGGGAUGGUGACGCCCGUGAAUGACUUGUACAGCAUCGAGUCUCCUUCCUUUGCCAAAGGAGAGAAACAGAGCCGCUGCAAACUGGCCACCCUCUACAGGCUCGUCGACCUCUUCACCUGGGCUCGUUUUACAAGCUCCUACAUCACUGUGCGCGUGAGCAAAGAGCAGGAUCAUGUUCUCAUCAGUCCACGAGGUCUGUCCUUCUCCGAGGUGACGGCGGCAAAUUUGGUGAAAGUGAACAUCGUUGGUGACGUCGUGGACCAGGGCUCCACGGACCUGGGCCUUGACCAUUUUGGAUUUGCUCCUCAUGCGGCCAUUUACUCGAUGCGCCCUGAUGUGAAAUGCAUCAUCCAUAUACACACCCCGGCCACAGCUGCUGUGUCCUCGAUGAAAUGUGGAAUCCUGCCCAUUUCCCAGGAGGCUUUGCUGCUGGGAGACGUGAGCUGCUUCGGUUACCAUGGCAGCCUGGAUAAUAAAGAGGAGAAGGUGGAGUUUCAGAAAGCUCUGGGCCCGACUGCCAAGGUGAUGCUUUUGAGGAACCACGGGCUGCUGGCUUUAGGAGAGACAGUGGAAGAAGCCUUUCAUUAUGUGUACCACUCGCAGCAAGCGUGUGAAAUCCAGGUGAAUUCUCUGAGGUGUUCAGGCGGCGUGGACAACCUGGUGCUGCUGGACAGGGAGAAGUUUAAGCCCCGCACGCAGGGCGUGGCCGCGGCCGGGGUGCUCAUUGACAACGAAGUCAAGUGGAAGGUGGGCGAGGCCGAGUUCGAGUCCCUCAUGAGGAUGCUGGACAACCUGGGGUACAGAACAGGCUACUCUUAUCGGAACCCAGUUGUCCGUGAGAAGCCGCGUUCAAAGAACGACGUGGAAAUCCCCGCCACGGUGUCCGCGGUGCCGACGGAGGACAGUGAGGCGGGUCUGUGCAGCCCCUUCAGGUUCAUGGCCCAGAAACAGCAGAGGGAGAGAACCCGCUGGCUCACCUCACCCAACAGCUACCUGAAGGUCAACGUUCCUGAGCAGUCGCCCAGCGGGGACGUCAGCCCAAGGACCAAAAUCAUGUGGAUGAAGUCACAGCCAGGAAACAGCAUGGGGACCCCAAUAAAAAUCGAGGACCCUAACCAGUUUGUCCCACUCAACACUAACCCGACGGAGGUUUUGGAUAAAAGGAACCGGAUAAAAGAACAGCACAGGGGUGAUCAGAUGACUCCAGGACCAAAAUCUCAAUUACUGGCAGGCAUUGUAGUGGACACCAAACCAGGACCAGCCUUCAUCGUUGAAGAUGAGGAGCUGACCCGCUCGCUUCCUCCCAACCCCUUCAAUGAUCUCACCCAGAAGGAGCUGGAAGAUUAUAAGAGCCUGGUGGAAAAAAAGCAGCAAGGACAGGAAGAGGAUGACGAUGCCACUGAUGCUGAUGAGCUGACCACAUUUGAUGGCUCAACUAUCUCUCUGUCACUUUCUCCCAUAAUGACACCAGUGAAACAAGACACAAUACUCAACGGGAAGGACCACUUGUCAGAGAUGGAGGAGGAUCUGAGCAUCGAGGUAUCCAAGCUGAGCGUGAGCACUUCAGACACGGUGGAGAUCUCCAUAACAACAAGGGAGAACACGGGGGUGGCUCAGACCCCGGAGAGCCAGACCAAGUCACCCAAGAAGAAGAAAAACAAGUUCCGCACUCCCUCGUUCUUAAAGAAGAGUAAGAAGAAGAAGGAGGAGAAGGGAAAAACGGAAGCUUGAGUGUCUUUUCUGUAGGAGCGAAGAGCUUUAUGUGAGGGAGCGGCAAAAGUGUGAAACCAAUUCCUUAUUUUCGUUGCGUUGAAGGGAAGAGAAAUGGUCAGAAAGAGCCUUCUGGAUGUUUCCCCCUAUUCCCAGCUAUCAUUCCAAGUUCCUUCGAUACGCGCCGGUGGGACAUUUUCAUGACCUGACAGUUUGUGACUGACCACUGAGAGUUUCUUUACUUCUCACCCAUAUUCUCAAUGGGCCUUUCGUGGGUAUUAUGAAGUCGUUCAUCCAAUGAAACAUCAAAGUGGACCUUAACUUUUUUUGUGAUUUUUCUUAUUAUUGCACAAGUCGUUGAAUGUUUUCUAGUUUUGAACUUUUUAAUUUUCAAACAUGUCUAGCUAGCGGUCAUACGAGUAGUUUACGAGUGGCUGAAAAGUAUAAAGCUAUAUGAUGUUUUAGCCUUAUAAACAGUAUGAUUUGUAUUUGAGCUUUGAAUCUAAUCACAGUUACAGUUGUAAUAAUAUAUGCGGGUUUGUAUAACUAGAACAUUAUAGUGUUUGAUAGUAAAUGAUUCGAUAGUCUUUGUACGUACGCCUCACACGCUAAAACAUGCUGCGACGAACCAAGCGGUGACAAAACCGUGUCGUUUCUACACGGACGCGUCGCUCUCAUGUGUGCUGCUUUUCGUGGUGUUUGUGACGAGGAAUCGACUGUGACCAACAGAGAAGGCUCGGCUAAGUGAGGACUGUUUAUGAGUUUGACUUUUGCUAAUAGCUACUUUUUAUUAUGGGACGGCAAUAAUGAUUCACGGCAAGUGGAUUUUGACGGCGGUUUCGCUCGUUACAACUGAAGGCGUCUGGUUGGGGGAAGCUUUUCUUCUCGCUCACUGUUGGGAGUUUUACACGAAGUACAACACGAGGAUUUUUAUAUUUCCAGCCCAGUCAACAAUGUGAAUGAUGAGUUUAAACCCAAAGGGAGUGAACUUUUUUCUUGUAAAUAGUUUAAAAUGUUUUUUGUUUUUUUGUGAAGCUCCUUUUGUCAUGCUAAACCAAAUGGCGAUGAAUCUUUAAAAAAGUGACAGAACAAUCUAAUAUGAAUAUUUUAAAACUCAUACUGUUGUUUUUACCUACUACAAUUAAGUGCUACAAUUUUUUUGUUUUGUUUACAUUUGUAUUGCUAAUGUAUGCUUGUGUUUCCCCUUUUGUUUACGUUGCUCUUUGUGUUUUGAUCGGAUUACUUCUGCUAGACAAAAAAAAAAUAACCCCUCCAAUAUGAAAUAAAACUUUCGUUAGUACAAAUUUCGCAGUCCCCCGUCGUAAAGCGCGCUGAACCCUCCCCCCACCCGUGCGAAAACAAAGCAUUGACUCCGUUUGGGGAUAAUUACCCACGUGAAGCUGCAUAAUCAGCCUUCAGCCAUGAUAUGAAUGAGCGUUGUCAUGGUGAAGCACUGAGUGUGGGGUCUGUGGAGACAAAAGGGGGGAUUUGGUGUCUCCAACAGGUGUUCGUGGAGGGGGAAGUGGCGGGAUCUGCACCUUCACGACCCCCUUCUACCACCCACAUGCACCUCUGUAAAACAUACGGAGAUAAAGAUCAGCAAUUUAGCUAACGCGUCUAAACAUAAGCUUAACUCGUGGGAUUUCUUUUAUCUGCUCAAUGAAGAAAUUAAAGGGAUUUUUUUCGGUUUGUUUUUAGGAUCUUUGGCCUUUUUUUUUUUUUUGCCUCCAAAGUAUGACCAGUAUCAGAAUAUAUAUUUGCUAUAGGAGUGUGUGAACACCAAAGUUUAUUUUCCGUCCAUGCCACAGCUUGGACAGAGGGUAAAGAGCAGGUGACAAAUGUCUGACCUGCUCUGACCUCAUGACAAAGGGUCUCAAUUGUCGUAAAACAACUAUAGAAUCAACGGACCACCACUAUGUUUAAACAGAGCUUGGACAUUUUCACAUUUUGUCACAUUAAAACAAAACAAAAACAAA
Fundulus heteroclitus (mummichog) is the source of this 4167-nucleotide messenger RNA. Its product is annotated as adducin 3 (gamma) b. The coding region runs from base 158 to 2212 and encodes 684 amino acids. Gene Ontology annotation, molecular function: actin filament binding. Lineage: Eukaryota; Metazoa; Chordata; Actinopteri; Cyprinodontiformes; Fundulidae. Gene Ontology annotation, cellular component: plasma membrane; cytoskeleton; postsynaptic density. The transcript has 15 exons. Gene Ontology annotation, biological process: barbed-end actin filament capping. The record is from RefSeq and is a predicted model, not a curated record.